This is a messenger RNA of Aspergillus clavatus NRRL 1, 2691 nucleotides long. Its product is annotated as putative chitin synthase activator (Chs3). Lineage: Eukaryota; Fungi; Ascomycota; Eurotiomycetes; Eurotiales; Aspergillaceae. The coding region runs from base 1 to 2691 and encodes 896 amino acids. The record is from RefSeq and is a predicted model, not a curated record. Gene Ontology annotation, molecular function: protein binding. The transcript has 3 exons.
AUGGCAUACCCCCCUCCUCAGUCGCAGAGACCUCCCCCGGUGAGGAAUUAUGGCCCUCGUCCGGCAGCGCGGGGUCCCCCCGCUCAAGGUCAGAUGCCGGACGGGUCUUAUGAUCAGAGAUCCAAUAAUGAUUACGGUUACGGAGCCUAUGGCGACGGAGGCUACGACAACGCUGGUUACGGCUACCCGGAUGAACGCGCGGUUCCUAGGUCGCAUGGGCCCUCACGCGGCCAGCCGCGGCCCCCUCGUGGAGGCUACGGCUCUCCAAUGGAACAACCCCGCGAUCGAGGUUAUGCGCACAAUGGGCGACCACCACCGGGCUCCGAUAGUCGCCGUGGCUAUGGAGAUAGAAGACAACCUCCUCCCAGGGAGGACCGAAUGAGACCAUCCGGACGUCCUCCCAUGUCGGAUCAGAAUAGAAUGGCUUGGGAUAACCCAUUCCCCGCGUUUCCACCGCAAGGGCGCGGCGGCCCGGGCCUCCAAAGUAUCGAACACGGCAUGACAGCGAUGGACCUCAACGGGCAAAUGCCACCUGAAAGAGGGCCGCCACGUCCCCACACCUCAAAUGGCAGACGUGAAGUUCCGCGACCACCCCCUUCAACAUCCCCCGGUCGAGGGAGAGGCGGCUAUCCCGACGGCCCCGUGAGGUCGGCCAGCGCAGGACGCUCCGCAAGGCGACCAUCCGAUGCAUAUGAGCGAUCAUACACCGACCCUAAUGACCCCCCGCCGAUGCCUUAUAUCAACCGGAGUGCAACAAUGCCAGUCUCCUCAGCCUCGUCAAUGCCUCCCGCCGCCAAACCUUCCUAUCCCGGCCAGCCCACAUAUCAGGACCCCAACACUGCGAAUGAUUACAGCGACACAGAUGAACUGCUGAGCUAUUACAAUUCGGUGCAUGCGGACGAGCCCGAUAUGCCGAAUUUUGAUGCGAUUCCUGAUGGGGCGAAGGCCAUUGACGAGAAUCUACCAGGUCUGGAGCAACCGAAACCAAAACCAAACCCACCUAUGGAUCCUGCCUCUUCAUCAUCUGGCCAAUACGCAGCGUUCAAUUCGAAUCCUGCUCAUGCUAUCUACCAUACUCAGUCCCAGCCCAACAUGGGUGCGGCUACUGCAGCAAAUCAAUUUGAAAAUGCCGGAUUUCACUUUGAUUUGCCUGGCAACGCGCCGCCUGCUUCGGUACACGGACGAGGUAGUAUGGAUCGCACGUACAGCGGACCAGCAGAUCCUUAUGGGGAAUCCAUGCAGAAUCAGUAUCCCCAGCGGCAGGGAAGUCGAGGCCCUAAUGGUUCCGGCUACAGCAAUGGCCCUCCCCGACCAUAUCGGGCAAACCAACCUGAGUAUGCAAAUGAGCAGCCACAACCGAUCGACGAAAUGGAGGCCCACGACCCUCAACAGAACCCCGACGCACUGCCCCAUCAUCCUGCGCCGUUCCGGCCAGGCCUUGACCAAGGAGCCAAACCUCCACCUGUGCGGCAAUACGACAACAACCCAAUUCCACCGACAUCCUCGACGCCUCAGGCUCAACCCAUCGUUCAGCAAGAAACCGGGCCUGCGCCUAUAACUCUCGAUGAGCUCGAGCGGCUGCAGCAACUGGUGAGGAACAAAACAGCGGAUCAGAAAACCCAGCUCUUGUUUGCUCAGAAACUCGUCGAGGCCUCGACAGUGCUGGUGGAUAAAAGCAGGAUGGAUGCGAAGAUGAAGGCCAGAACUAGGGAGAGAUACAUCAUGGAUGCCUUGAAGCUUGUCAAGAAGCUCGUCUCCGCUGGAUUUGCCGACGCGCAGUUUUACCUCGCGGACUGUUACGGCCAGGGCUUGUUGGGUCUGCAGGUGGACCCCAAGGAAGCUUUCACUCUGUAUCAUUCCGCCGCAAAGCAAGGUCAUGCGCAAUCUGCUUAUCGAGUCGCGGUAUGCUGCGAGAUCGGUCAAGAGGAAGGCGGUGGAACGAAACGGGAUCCCUUCAAGGCAGUACAAUGGUAUAAGCGCGCUGCUUCUCUGGGCGAUACCCCCGCCAUGUACAAGAUGGGAAUGAUUCUUGUCAAGGGCCUUCUGGGCCAGGCUAAAAACCCCCGGGAGGGUAUCUCAUGGCUGAAGCGUGCCGCAGAGCGCGCUGACCCGGAGAACCCGCACGCUCUGCAUGAGCUUGCGCUCAUGUAUGCGAACGCUACCGAGAAUGACGUGGUCAUCCGGGACGAGGCGUAUGCCAGCCAGCUGUUCCAUCAGGCCGCAGAGCUGGGAUACAAGUUUUCUCAAUUCCGACUCGGCGCGGCUUAUGAGUAUGGCCUGAUGGGAUGCCCCGUGGACCCUCAGCAGAGCAUCUUCUGGUACACGCACGCAGCUGCUCAGGGCGAACACCAGAGUGAGCUUUCGCUCAGUGGAUGGUAUCUCACAGGCUUGGAAGGUAUCCUCCAGCAGAGCGACACGGAAGCCUACCUGUGGGCGCGGAAAGCCGCCACCGCCGGUUUGGCCAAGGCGGAGUACGCCAUGGGGUAUUUCACCGAGGUCGGUAUUGGAGUCGCCGCCAAUCUUGAUGAUGCCAAAAGAUGGUACUGGCGCGCAGCCGCCCAAGGAUUCCCCAAGGCCCGUGAGCGUCUCGAAGAUAUUAAGAAAGGAGGCGCAAGCAUGCAGAAGACUCGUCUAUCCCGAUCCGCUGUCAACCGACAAAACCAGAAUGAUGGCGAUUGUGUGGUCAUGUAA